Messenger RNA from Daldinia childiae, 303 nucleotides. Its product is annotated as Ribosomal RNA-processing protein 7. The transcript has a single exon. Gene Ontology annotation, biological process: ribosomal small subunit assembly; rRNA processing. The record is from RefSeq and is a predicted model, not a curated record. Gene Ontology annotation, cellular component: CURI complex; UTP-C complex. Lineage: Eukaryota; Fungi; Ascomycota; Sordariomycetes; Xylariales; Hypoxylaceae. The coding region runs from base 1 to 303 and encodes 100 amino acids.
AUGGAGAAAGAAGCGCGUCAACUCGCCAAGAGGCUCCGUAACGAACCAGACGAAGAUGGUUUUGUAACGGUCACACGAGGCGGUCGUGUUGCGCCUGCAAGAAGGGACGAGGCCGAAGAGGCUAAGCAGAAGAUGAUCGAAAGAGAGCAGAAGAAGAAGGAUGAAAUGACAAAUUUCUACAGGUUCCAGAUGCGUGAGAAGAGGAAAGCUGAGCAGACCGAUAUGCUGCAGAGAUUCGAAGAGGAUAAGAGGAAAGUACAAGCUAUGAAAGAGAAACGAGGGAGGUUCAGGCCCGAGACCUAA